Molecule: messenger RNA, 1749 nt
Organism: Penicillium paradoxum
Lineage: Eukaryota; Fungi; Ascomycota; Eurotiomycetes; Eurotiales; Aspergillaceae
Product: glycoside hydrolase family 13 protein
Exons: 3
Coding region: 1-1749 (582 amino acids)
Biological process (GO): oligosaccharide catabolic process
Molecular function (GO): alpha-amylase activity
Source: RefSeq, a predicted model, not a curated record
AUGACGACACCGGAAACUUCCAACCACCGUGCCUGGUGGAAAGAGAGCUCUGUGUACCAAAUCUGGCCGGCCUCUUUCAAGGAUUCAAAUAACGAUGGAAUCGGUGAUAUUCCCGGCAUUAUCUCCGAGCUUGAUUACAUCAAGAACCUAGCAGUAGACAUCGUCUGGCUGUGUCCAUCGUACAAAUCGCCGCAGGUGGAUAUGGGCUACGACAUCGCCGAUUACUACAGUAUUGCCGAUGAGUAUGGCAUUGUUGAAGAUGUUGAGAAGUUAAUUGCCGGGUGCCAUGAGCGCGGUAUGAAACUUCUGAUGGAUCUCGUCGUCAACCACACCAGCGACCAGCAUGAAUGGUUCAAACAGUCCCGCAGCUCCAAGGAUAAUAAGUACCGCGACUGGUAUGUCUGGAAGCCAGCCAAAUACGAUGAGCAGGGAAAUCGCCAGCCUCCUAAUAACUGGGUGUCUCAUUUCCAGGGAAGUGCCUGGCAAUGGGAUGAGCUGACCCAAGAAUACUAUCUGCAUUUAUACGCAGUUGAGCAGCCCGAUCUCAAUUGGGAACACCCAGCAGUCGUUGAAGCCGUGCACGAUAUUGUGCGAUUCUGGCUCAACAAGGGCUGCGAUGGUUUCCGCAUGGAUGUGAUCAAUUUCAUUAGCAAGGAUCAAAGCUUCCCUGAUGGACCCAUCAAAGAUCCCCGUACUCCCUGGCAGUGGGGAGAUAAGUGGUAUGCCAACGGGCCACGCUUGCACGAGUAUCUCCAGGGUAUUGGCAAGAUUCUCAAGGAGUACGAUGCCUUCAGUGUGGGCGAGAUGCCCUUCGUCACCGAUGAGAAGGAGGUGCUCCGUGCCGUGCAAUUUGACCGCAAUGAAAUCAACAUGAUCUUCAAUUUUGAGCAUGUUGACAUUGACCAUGGUAAAUACGACAAGUUCGAGCCUGGCAGCUGGCAACUCACUGAUUUGAAGGACUUCUUUGAGCGCUGGCAGACCUUUAUGUAUGACAAUGAUGGUUGGAAUGCGCUCUACUGGGAGAACCAUGACCAGCCACGUUCUAUUGAUCGUUACACAAACGCCAAGGAAGAGCAUCGAUUGGUCGCAUCCAAGAUGCUGGCUACUGCCCUCACACUGAUGGCUGGUACUCCCUUCGUUUACCAGGGACAGGAGCUUGGAACCAGAAACGUGCCCAAGGAAUGGGGCAUUGAAGAAUACAAGGACAUUGACUGUUUGAACCACUGGAAGAGGUUGGAAAAGCAGGACAAGAAUGCUCAACUCAUUGCUCUUCAAGAAUACCAGAAGAAGUCACGCGACAACGCACGCACUCCGGUUCAAUGGUCUGCUGCCGAGAACGCUGGUUUCACCGGACCCGGGGUCAAGCCCUGGAUGUCUGUGAACACCGAUUAUGUUCGGAUCAAUGCCGAGGCCGAAGUCAAGGAUCCCAACUCCACCUACCAUUACUGGGCGACUGUGCUCAAAUUGCGCAAGAAGUAUCUUGACAUCUUUGUGUACGGCAACUUCACACUUUUGGACAAGCCUAACCAGGAUGUCUUUGUAUACACUCGCCAGUAUGGCGACCAGAAGGCCUUGGUUGUGUGCCACUGGACAGAGAAGACCCUGGAGUGGGAUGCAGCCAGCAACGGUAUCACCGGCGUGAAGCAGGUCUUGCUCAACACCUAUGAAGGAGUCGAAGAGGCCACCCAGCGCUUCUCUGGUGACAAGUUCACACUCCGGCCGUACGAAGCCACUGUGCUACUCCUAUGA